Molecule: messenger RNA, 7928 nt
Organism: Gadus morhua (Atlantic cod)
Lineage: Eukaryota; Metazoa; Chordata; Actinopteri; Gadiformes; Gadidae
Gene: adgrl1b
Product: adhesion G protein-coupled receptor L1
Exons: 26
Coding region: 1007-6856 (1949 amino acids)
Biological process (GO): G protein-coupled receptor signaling pathway; cell surface receptor signaling pathway
Cellular component (GO): membrane
Molecular function (GO): G protein-coupled receptor activity; carbohydrate binding
Source: RefSeq, a predicted model, not a curated record
CUAGUGCACACGCGCGCACACACAUCAGUACAGAAACACACAUAUUGCGCGUUCCCGAGCGCGGCACGCGCAACAAGCGAACCCACGGAAAGAGAUAGCGCAAAUAGAAGAGACAGAACGACGGAUACUAGGCGAGGCCAUGAGCGGGAAACCUCUUGCUCAGUCGGUCGCCCAGAUGCGUUUUAAUUUUGACCAUUUCCUCAAAUGACUCCUGCCUACGCUAGUGCUAUCGCAUCGCAAGGACCACCUCGAGGACAUCGCCUCAAUUUGUCACGAAUUGUCAACGUCGAAUCUUCGUCGACGUUCUUUUUUCUUCCAUUAAGGGAUGUAAUUGAACGACACGGAACACAAUGACGAAUACUAAACGGGCUUAAUUCGGUUAACGAAAAACAACCACGGGGGCCGAAUCAGAUAUGAGGUAGGCUAUGUCUGCUAAAAUAUUUCACAUCCCGCGAGCGUAAUUUUCUUUGCCCUCACUCAAUCUAUCGGAAACUAUAGGCCUGUAUAUUCCCCGCAUCUUCCAUGGGCACGAAACCCAUGGGAGUGAUGGUUCUGACGUGACGCACGGCGCUACAGCACCACCGGGGGAAGCCAUCGAGCCCGGAGAGGACAGCGGGAGGAGAGGAUGUUACAUGUCGAGUGUGUCGCGUGUCGUUAGGGGGAAGGACGCCCAGUUGUUGAAUGCCUAUGACUGAAUCUAUUGACAGACUUGACGUAGUUAGUGUUGCCCGAGCACCAGUCGCAUCCUCCCCUCCGUUGACUCGUUGAUUUCACGCCUCGAGAACGAGGCGGUGCGGCCGGGGAGAGAGGUGGGUGAGCGGUUGGGGAAACUAUAGAGGCAGCGGGAGGGCGCGGACAUACAGACACGGGAUGCGGGAGACGCAGUGAGCGGCGAGGAGGAGGAGGAGGAGGAGGUGGAGGAGGAGGAGGAGGAGGAGGAGGGAAACCAGAGGACUGACGGCUCAGCUGACCUGGUACCGAGACGUCGUGCUACAACCUACCCGGCAUGGCCAUGUGUGUGUGGUUCCUGGGGGUGUGUGUGCUCACCCUAGCCCAUGUGGCUCCCUCCAGCCAAGCCAUGUCCCGGGCGGCCAUGCCCUUUGGCUUGCUGCGCAGGGAGCUGGCGUGUGAGGGCUACCCCAUCGAGCUGCGCUGCCCCGGGAGCGACGUGGUCAUGGUGGAGACGGCCAACUACGGCCGCACGGACGACAAGAUCUGCGACGCCGACCCCUUCCAGAUGGAGAACACCCAGUGCUACCUCCCCGACGCGCUGAAGAUCAUGGCUCAGAGGUGUAACAACAGGACUCAGUGUGUAGUGGUAGCGGGGGUGGAUGUCUUCCCGGACCCCUGCCCUGGGACCUACAAAUACCUGGAGAUCCAGUAUGAGUGUGUCCCUUACAAAGUGGACCAAAAAGUCUUCGUGUGUCCUGGCUCGCUGCUCAGCAUCCAGCCGGCCUCCUCCCUGCUGGAGGCGGAGCAUCAGUCGGGGGCGUGGUGCAAGGACCCCCUGCAGGCGGGCGACCGGCUCUACGUCAUGCCCUGGACCCCCUACCGCACGGAGGUGCUAUACGAGUACGCCUCCUGGGACGACUACCGCCAGAACCGGGUCACCACCACCUACAAGCUGCCCAGCCGCGUGGACGGAACGGGCUUCGUGGUCUACGACGGCGCCGUCUUUUACAACAAGGAGCGCACGCGCAACCUGGUCAAGUACGACCUGCGCACGCGCAUCAAGAGUGGCGAGGCAGUGGUGGUGAACGCCAACUACCACGACACCUCGCCGUACCGCUGGGGCGGCAAGUCGGACAUCGACCUGGCGGUGGACGAGAACGGCCUGUGGGUCAUCUACUCCACCGAGGCCAACAACGGGCGCAUCGUGGUCAGCCAGGUGAACCCCUACACGCUGCGCUUCGAGGGCACCUGGGCCACGGGCUUCGACAAGCGCGGCGCCAGCAACGCCUUCAUGGCGUGCGGCGUGCUGUACGCCGUCCGCUCCGUCUUCCAGGACGACGAGGGCCAGACGGAGGGCCGGGUGGGCGGGGACAUGGUGGUCUACGCCUACGACACCGGCCGCGGCCAGGAGCUGCCCGUCCAGAUCCCCUUCCCCAACCCCUACCAGUACAUCUCCUCCAUCGACUACAACCCCCGGGACAACCAGCUGUACGUGUGGAACAACUACUACGUCCUCAGAUACCCUCUGCACUUCACCCCGCCGGCCCCCACCAAAGGGCCGAUGUCCUCUCUGAUGACCACCGUGCGCUCCUACACCGCCACCGUGGCCCUCAGCCCCGUGCGGCCCUCGGCCUCCCACCCCAUAGGCGUGAUCAACAGGGCGCCCUUUGACCAGCGGCCAAUCACAGCCAUGGUCCCUCUGACACCCCGCCCACCCCUGCGUGUUCCCCUGGCCCCCGGGGGCCCCGACCAGGCUGGCGGGUGUGAGGGCCGGGUGGCAAGAGGGGUGCAGUGGCCCCCUACUCUGAAGGGAGAGACGGUGGAGAGACCCUGUCCUAAAGGAUCACUAGGUAUAGCCUCCUACCAGUGUAUGUUGUCCCCGCUGGGCUGGAGCUCCAGAGGCCCUGACCUUUCCAACUGCACCUCUCCCUGGGUUAGCCAGAUCGCACAGAAGAUCAAAAGCGGAGAGAACGCCGCAAACAUCGCCGGGGAGCUGGUCAACCUGACGCGGGGGCGGGUCUACGCCGGCGACGUAAGCAUGUCCGUCAAGCUGAUCGAGCAGCUAUUGGACAUCCUGGACUCCCAGCUCCAGGCCCUGAGACCGGCCAAUAAGGAAUCGGCCGCACGCAACUACAACAAGCUGCAGAAGAGGGAGCGCACGUGUCGAGCAUACGUUCAGGCUGUGGUCCAGACAGUGGAUAACCUGCUGGGACCCGAGGCGCUGAUCUCCUGGGCAGACAUGAACAACGCUGACCAGUCUCGCUCUGCCUCCCUGCUAUUGGAUGCAGUGGAGAAAGGAGCCUUCCUAUUGGCUAACAAUCUGUAUGAAGGCCGCUUCAGCGACAGAGCACCCAAUGUCGAUCUGGAAGUUUAUGUGUUGAAUACAGAAGCAGAGAUACAGGACCUGACCUUCCCUCAUUCCUACGACAGCGACAGCAUUCUCCAGAUCUCUGCCUUGGCCCUGCAGCAAUACAGCAACAACGGCCAGGUGAAGUUGGUGCUGUCGCUCUUCAAGAACCUGGGCUCCUUCCUCACCACCAAGAACUCCACCCUGCGGCUGGGGCUGGGGCUGGGCCAGGGGUCAGAGGUCAGGGGGCGUAGCCUGGCGGUCAACUCCCACGUGAUCUCUGCCUCUGUUCACCGCGGCGUCAACAGAGUGUACCUGUCUGAGCCUGUGAUCUUCACCCUGCGACACUUGCAGCAGGAGAACCACUACGGCCCUAACUGCUCCUUCUGGAACUCCUCGGGGUCCUUGGGCAGCGGCAGGUGGUCCACGCAGGGCUGCCGCCUUCUGCACUCCAACAACACACACACCACCUGCGCCUGCAACCACCUCUCCAGCUACGCCGUGCUCAUGACGUACCAGCAGCCUGCGUCCGGGGUGGGGGUAGAGGAGCUGCUGGUGUCCGGGGUCUCGUGGGUGGGCAUCUCGGUGGCCCUGGUGUGCCUGGCCGGCUGCCUCACCACGCUGUGCUGUCAGGGGGCGCCCUGGCACAGCGACCACAGCAACAUCCACUGCAACCUGUGGGCCAACCUCCUCAUCACCGAGCUGCUUUUCCUCGUGGGCGCCAACAAGACGCAGUUCACAGUGGCGUGCUCCAUCGUGGCGGGCAUGCUGCACUUCUCCCUGCUCUCGGUGUUCUGCUGGCUCUGCCUGGAGGCGGUGGAGCUGUACCUGCUGCAGAGGGAGGUGUUUGAGGGCCAGAACUCCAGGAGGAAGUACUUCUACCUGUCGGGGUACUCUGUCCCCGUGCUGGUGGUGGCCGUCUCCACAGCCAUAGACUUCAGAGGAUACGGCUCCAGCACUGCGUGCUGGCUUCGAACAGACAAUUAUUUCAUAUGGAGCUUCCUUGGACCGGUGGCUUUCAUAAUAACGCUCAACCUGGUUGUCUUGGUGAUGACCCUGCACAAGAUGCACAGCUCUGCUGCCCUCAAGCCAGACUCCAAUCGACACGAUAACCUCAGGGCGUGGGCGGUGGGCUCGCUCACCCUCCUCUUCCUCCAGUGCGUGACAUGGUCUGCAGGCCUGGUCUUCCUCUCCGCUCCCUCCCUCCUCCUGGCCUACCUCUUCUCCUCGCUCAACACCGCCCAAGGCCUGCUGAUCACCAUACUGCACUGCACCCUGGCCCGCAAGGGCCAGAAGGACUACGGCCGCUGCCUGCGUCUGUCCCAGUGCUGCGGAGGCUCGUCCUCCAGCUCCCCGGACUCUGUGAAGGGGGCGGCGCUGCGCUCCAACAACCGCUACAGCAGCAGCCAGGCCCGCAGAGCCACCGCCAACAGACAGAGCCGCAUCCGGAGGAUGUGGAACGACACGGUGCGCCGACAGACCGAGUCCUCCUUCAUCGCCACGGACGUCAACAACACCCCCACCCUCAACAGAGCUGCCUUGGGGAACCACUUCCUGACUAACCCUGUGCUGCAGACGCACCCUGGAGCGUCCCCCUACGACACUCUGCUAGCCCAGGGCUACAGCCAGCCCUUCACCUCCACAGUAGGAACCUUCAGAAACAAGCCGAAGGGCGGCGUGUCUGCGGGCCAGGAGCCCUGCGGCCUGGACAGCGUGUGUCUCAACGGCGGCUACACCCCCAACACCUUCACCCUGCACGGCCUGGCCUCCGCCCCGGGGUCCCGCGCCGGGGUGGUGGGCAGCACCGACCUCCUGAGGGGCGAGGGGGGCGGCGGAGGGCUGGGGGUGGACGACGUCUCCCCCGGGGCUCUCCUCUCCCCCCACUCCGGGGGCGUCCCGGAGUUGGGCGGCGGCGGCGGCGGCGGCGGGAUGCGGCGGAACCUGUCGGACGCGGCGGCGCUGGAGAAGAUGAUCAUCUCGGAGCUGGUGCAGAGCAACCUGAGGCCGGCCGCGCCCAUGCCCGUGCCCCCCGAGCGCUACGGCAGCCUGGCCCGCCCCCUCCACGAGCGGGCCGGCCACGCCCACAGCGCCACGCUCACGCGCCACUCACAGCAGCAGCAGCAGCAGCACGGCCACGAGGGCUGGGCGGCCGCCAUGCCCACGCACCACGCCCGCCCGGGCCCCCCCGACGGCUGGCCCUCCGGCCGGCCCCAGCCCGGGGACCCCGAGCUGCACCAGGGCCCCGGGCUGAGGGGCCAGGACCUCCACCACCCCGUGGCCGCCGUGCAGGCGCGCCUGCAGGAGGGCUGGGCCCACGCCGCGCACGGCGCUCCCGGGAGCGCCGAUCCCAAGGAGAAGCUGAAGGACGGGGACCGGGCGCAGCUGCAGUGCACCCUGGGCCGCCGCGGGCUGCUGCAGGACAGGCAGCAGGCGCGGCCCCCGGACAUCCAGGCCCGGCCCUACUCCACCAUCAGCCGCACCCCGGGGACGCUGUCGCGGCACCGCGCCGCCGCCGCCGGCGCCGAGGGGGCGGGCGGGGCGGCGGGGGAGAGGGAGCGCGAGAGGGACCGGGAGAGGGACCGGGAGAGGGACCGGGACCGCUACCGGGACAGGCCGCUGCCCCCGCCGCCGCCCCCUCCCCCGCAGGAGGCGGAGCCUCUGUACAAGGCGCUGGAGGAGCCCCUGCUGCACCAGCAGCGGGACGCGGCCAUCGCCGAGUGGCAGGCGGGCCAGGGGAAGGACGAGAUGUUCCUCCUGAAGCGGGACGCCCUGGCGGAGGACUGGAGGGAGCGCGGGCCCGGCGAGGGCCACCCGUCCCAGAAGACGGCCGCGGACGGGACGGAGGAGUGGCGGAGCGGCGCUGAGCGGGGGAGGGAGGACCCCCUGCUGCUGGAGAAGAGGGACGGCCGGCUGGAGGUGUGGCGGGGCGGCGGGGAGGAGUCGGACAAGGAGGAGACCUUCAUCACGCAGAAGAACGAGUUCGCCAUGGACCGCUGGAGGGGCGGGGCCGAGCGGGAGCCGGAGGAGCCCCUGUUCCUGAAGGAGCGUGACGGCUGGAGGAGCCUGGUGGAGCAGGACAGCGAGGAGUUCAAGCCCAAGGACGGGGCGCUGGAGGUGUGGCGGGGCGGCGUGGACAUGGAGCGGGACGAGUCCUUCCUGUUUGACGGCAAGGACGCCAGCGGCGGCAGCGGCGGCAGCGGGGGCGGCGGCGGCGGCGGCGGCGGCGGCAUGGACGGGUGGCAGCGCGGCGCCGAGCGGGGGUCCUUCCGCUACCACGGCGACCGGGAGGACUCCUCGGACACCUACACCCUGCCGCUGAGCCCCGACGUGGACCUGGACCCGGACUCCUCGCCCAUCUACGCCCGGGACUCCAACCCCUCGCCGCUGUACCCGGGCGAGCGCCGCUCCCCGCCCGUCGGCGUCUUCCCGCGCGGCUCGCCGCCCACCAACAUCUUCGCCUCGCGCGAGCCCAGCCCGCCCUCCUCCUCCUCCGGCGGCGGCGGCCUCUACUCCCGCCACUCCCCGCAGGUGUACAGCCGCGGCAGCUCUCCGCCGCCGCCGCCGCGCUUCUACACGCGCACCACCCCGCCCUCCCUGUCCUACCCCGACAGCAGCCCCGAGGGCCCGGAGGAGCUGAGCCCCACGGGGCAGCGGCCGCAGCGGCCCGCCCUGGACCUGCCCUACAGCAUGGGCCGCCCGCCGCUGGGGCCGCGACCCAACCACCUGCAGACCUUCUACCAGCCGCCGCCGCUGGCCGCCAACGGGGAGCCGGGCUACCUGGCGGACGCCGGCUGCGACGCGGAGGACGGACAGAUGCAGCGGGUGACCAGCCUGUGACUAGGGCGGUGGUGAUCGGGGGCAUAGACAGCAGGAAGGAAGAGGAGGCAGCCGGGGAGAGCCAUUGAAACCACGCAACAAGCGCACACACACUCAAACGCACGCACGCGCACACACACAGGAAAAAAAAAACGACACGCUACAAUUCGGAACGAGUAAAAUGGCGAUCCCUGAUGAGUGACUUGUGUAUAAAGGUCAAGACAAGGCGGUACGUCGGCGUUGGCUGAUGAGGAUGAUGAUGAUGAUGAUGAUGAUGAUGAUGAUGAUAUUGAGUUUGACGGCUCCUUCCUGCUUCUAUCUGCCGAUCACCACGAGAAGGUUAUCCCCCUCUUCACGUUUUGUUACUUUUCUAUGACUGUGAUCCAUUGACCCCAAUCCCCUCCUCCUCUCUGUCUCCUCGCCUCGUGCCCCCUCUCCCGAGCCCUCCUGUUCUCUCCCCUCCUCAUUGGUGCUUGAUCCUCAUUCGGUCAUUGUCUUCGAUUCUAUUGGUUCCUCCGCUGGGUGUCGCCCCUUCCCCGUAGCAAGCAAACAGUGUGUCAAAGAAGCACUUGUGUGUUGCCAAAAAAAAUCAUUUUUAAAGAACAUGUGCAUGACUUUAUAGUGGCUUUUCAAGGCUACAUACUAUAAGAGGAAAGAGCGAAAGUGUACGUGUGUGUGUGUGGGUCUGAGUGUGUGCGCACGUAUGUCUGUGUGUGUGUGUGUGUGCGUGCAAGUUCGAGCGUGUGCGAGCGUGUGUGGGUCUAUACAUCCUUCUUAUAUAAUUAACGUGUCACAGUGGAACAUUUUAUUAAUAUCAACGGAGGCUCAAGGAAGGCCUCCCCCUGCUGAUUCCUAACUCUUGACCGGUCCCAGUUCACAUCCGGACCAAAACGUCAGCCCUCUGCCACAGACUGCUGGUGAUGGACUACGUGCCCUUGGCUUGCGUCGUCACGGCAACAGAACGAUUGACUCCAAAAAAACGAUCACAAACUUUGACGCGAUCUUCGGGGAGCCCUGUACAUAACAAACCCUAAAGUGUUCUGAUUGUCUUGUAUUGUUAUUGAAGUAAAAGUAAAUAUGUGAACAAAGUAAA